AUCUUGUUUUUCGAUUCUGCUGAACGCGUUGUGCGCUCGUGCAAUUUUUAUUCUCGGAAGUUAUUUCUGGUAUUGUUAGAGCGAAUUCAAGUGGUUUUGUUUUAUUUUACUGUUCUAGUUCAUCUGAGAGUGCGUCAUGUCUGAUCGCGAGAGAAGCCGCUCGAGAACACGCAACGGAUCACGAGAACCGGCACCGAAACCUACCGCCAUGUCUCGUGGACACAGCCGAAGCCGGUCUCGAACGCCGCCCCCGCCAAAAACAUCAAGCAGGAAAUAUAGAAGCCCGUCACGUUCGCGGUCUGGCUCCCCGCGUCGCGGUUACCGCUCGCGGUACUCGCGCACGCGCUCCCGCUCGUACUCACCGCGCGGCUCCUACCGCCGAUCGCACUCGCACAGUCCGAUGUCUUCAAGGCGAAGGCAUCUGGGUGACAGGGUGAGUUCUACCUAUGAAAAUCCGACUCCAUCAAGGUGUCUGGGUGUAUUUGGAUUGAGUCUUUACACGACAGAACAGCAGAUCAACCACAUCUUCUCCAAAUAUGGUCCAGUGGAUAAAGUGCAAGUUGUUAUUGAUGCCAAGACUGGCCGGUCCCGAGGUUUCUGCUUCGUGUACUACCAGAACCAAGAGGACGCCAAGGUGGCUAAGAACGAGUGCACCGGCAUGGAGAUCGACGGGCGUCGCAUACGAGUGGACUUCUCCAUCACGCAGCGAGCUCACACGCCCACGCCCGGCAUAUACAUGGGCAAGCCCACGUAUGUUAGCAGCAGAGGCGACAACGGUUACGACAGGCGUAGGGACAGAGACGACUACUAUUACCGCGGCGGUGGCGGCGGGUACCGCGAGCGCGACUACUACCGCUACCGGCACCGGUCGCCGUCGCCGCACUACCGCCGCAGCCGCCGCUACGAGCGCGAGCGAUCAUACUCACCGCGUAAGUCUUACUACCACCCCGAGCGAUAGGUGCCACGAACACAGUGCACAACUACUGCAGGCCUAGCUUGAACAUCGUCGUGAUAUAAACAUAUUUUCAAAUAAUCCAUGCUCAAAUAGAAAAUUACCGAGUGGGAGGGAACUCAUCUACUUUAUUUUUGUAGACUUUUCUUUUUUUUUUAUGAUUAUAAAUAUGCGUUCUGAUUAAAUAUUGAUGUUUCAUGACACUAAUAAUUGUAUGAUUAAUUUAGAUGUUGCCAUAUUUAUUUCAAAUCCUUAAAAUAUAACAAGCUAUUUCUUUUAUAUAAAAUUAAAAAUAACAAGAUUAUUGUUUUUGUCAACAUAUACUUAUUUUUACUUUCUUAAAAAGAAUCUAUUCACCCAUCGAUGUUCUGGCUUUCCCUGACAUGGACUUGCUAGUCUGCUGUGUAUUCAAUCUUCAUUAAUUAGUUUUCCUAAUAGAAUUUUAAGUCUCAUCUUCAUUGUUUUCAAAACAAAUUUAUUAAGUUCAUAUUUGAUAUAUAAAUGUUUCAUGGUAGCAAUUUCUUUUGUAAUACACUAUCAUUAACCAUGUGUGUAUAAAUGUAUUCCAUGAUUAUAUUUGAUAAAUAUUAAUAUUAUAAAAAAAAUAGAUUGCAGUCUAAUUUUUUCAGUUAUGAUAGAUACAACUAUUAUCAAUAAAUGUUUAACAAAUAUAUAAUUUGAUAAAUGGCAUGUAUUUUCGAGGAAUAUAUUUAUAACACUUAUGUUUAGUUCGGUCAUACCAUUAUGCAUUUAAGUUUGACAUAAAAAUAUAGCUAAUGUUAAUUAAUAAACUUUAAAAAUACCAUUUGAUUUGUUAUAAAAGUAUUGUGCACAUUGUGUGUAAGAAAUAAGUAAAUUUUUUAUCAAUUUAUUUUCUGAAACUUGCUUCUAUAAGGUGAACUAUUAGAGAAACCAAAGAAAAUUGUAUAAACCAUCAAAUUGUUUAUUGUACUAAAUCUUGUUUGGUAAUGGAAGUUUCAUACCUAGUGUUUACAUAGUAAUUUAGUUAUAACACCCAUCAUUGAUUGUUAAAUUUCAUCCGAUAUUUAUAUUCUCUACCCAUUUAUACAUGAAUAGAACUGAAUACCCAAAUAUGAACUAGCAGAUAAGUGGAUGCAAGGCGAAAGUUUAUUGUAUAAUUGGUUUUACAAACUGCGUUGUAUGUUGGUUAUUUAUCAAAAUUUCUAUAUAAUUCAAUAAAAUAAAAUAUGUCUAAAAUUGUUAGCUCCUGGUUGCUUAAGGAAACCAAUUCAAUUACUUUUUUGUUCACUGUAUUUUCAAUGUACCCAAUGUAUAGGAAAUGUUAACUUAUUUUUCAUUAAUUUCUUUGAAAUCAGUUAUAAUUUCUGUAGUUAUUAGAGAAAUCAACCAUCACAUGAAUAUUGUGGAUUAUCACAAAACGAGGAGACAUACUUUAAAAUUUGUUAGAGCACUAGACUAGAAUUUAUACGAAUAGACAAUGCCGUUUGUAAUGUUAUGAAUUACAAUAUGUGAACAACGUUUUGAAUAAGUGUAUCACCUUUUUUCGCUUCGCACUGCUUUUGGUACAAGUCAAUAAGAUCAGUUGAUAAAUAAGUUGGUAGAGAAUAUAGUAUCUGAGCACAAUCGUACAUUGAUUUUGUCCAUAACACUAUGGUUACUCCCAUGUUUGACUUUACAGGUCGUUAUUAGUAAGUUCGUCACGCUGUCGUCAACUUCAGACAUAGCAUAGAUUUUGACACACCACACCUUCCCAACCAUGUCUCCACUGGCCUUAUGCAUUUAUACUGUACCUGGUUAGGCCGGAAUUAGUUAUAGAAAGUUUGUUGUAUGACAUUAAUUUUGUAAACGUCUUAUGCCUCUAGGCACUGGAGAAGUUCGUUUAUGUUAACGAUACGUGAUACAAAGUUUAUAGUAUGUAAGUUAGCGUGUAAUAGCCCCGUCGGGGUAUAGUUGCCUCUAGGAUGUAAUAUUAGAUCUAAUAAAGGUUUAACACUAAGUCUAACAUUGAUUUUGUUUGUUUGAAAAGGUAUUGAAACAAGAAGUAAAGGAUGAAGUUCCUUGAAACUAACUGUGUUGAAGUUUUGAAAAUGUUUGAAUUGAAAAAGUCCUUUCGAAAUGGCGAUUGCCGAAAACGCCGUCCGGCCGGUGGGUGCCGGUAAGAAAAUGUGUAGAAGCGAAGUGUUCGAAACGUAGCCGACUCUGUCGAAGCGAAAAGAAUAUGAUCGAGUCACGGUUAUAGGCCCGUACGAAGCCCCGCCCGCCUCAAGACGGACAAGAGAGAAGUCAGUCGCGCGCAACUAGACACAUUAGAUCAUAUUCUUUAUCUUCCGACUAUGAAAGCGAAACGCGCAUUUCGAGAAAUUUCUUUUUAGUAUAUUAACGCCGUGAUCGUUUGCAUUUUUUUCUCGAGUACAAUAGCGAUAUAUAUUUAUGUAUCAGAUAUAAUUAUUAUUAUUAUAGACUCUGAUGACACCACAUUUCACAUUCUAUUUUACUAGUGUAGUACUGUGUUGUGAGCGACCUUAAUAAAACAAUAGUUUUGUAAUACC
Messenger RNA from Diatraea saccharalis (sugarcane borer), 3483 nucleotides. The record is from the annotation of a GenBank genome assembly. NCBI's taxonomy places the organism in Eukaryota, Metazoa, Arthropoda, Insecta, Lepidoptera, Crambidae.